Messenger RNA from Mauremys mutica (yellowpond turtle), 4962 nucleotides. RefSeq names its product zinc finger CCCH-type containing 12C (gene ZC3H12C). The record is from RefSeq and is a predicted model, not a curated record. Lineage: Eukaryota; Metazoa; Chordata; Testudines; Geoemydidae. Gene Ontology annotation, cellular component: cytoplasmic ribonucleoprotein granule; nucleus. Bases 35 to 2695 code for a protein of 886 amino acids. Gene Ontology annotation, molecular function: RNA endonuclease activity; metal ion binding; mRNA binding. The transcript is spliced from 6 exons.
UCUGACAGUACUUGAACUAAAGGCUAGCAAAGUGAUGCUGCUUGCAUUUAAGGAAUACGGGACACUUUAUAUUCAGGAAUACAGGAAAAACAGCAAAGUGGAAUCGAAUACAUGCAGCAGCUUCAUGGGCUUGAAGGAUCAUCUGGGGCAUGACCUAGGCCAUCUUUAUGUGGAGCGCACUGACACACAAAUAAAUGCAGUUGGAUCUUGGUCAAUGGUGGAGAAACCAACAAUGGAUAAAGUUAACUCUAGGAAGGAAGAUGCAGAUAAGGAGGCAUCUGAGGAGACUGGAAGUUCCAGUUGUGAUUCAGAAGAGAGCACAAAUUCUGAUAACGAGUCAGAGAGACUGAAUAACAUUACAGCAGAAUCACAUCAUCUACCUAAGAUUCACCGACAACUGUGCAGGUCUCCCUGCUUACAGCCUCAUGUACUAAAACGGAACGAAAUCUUACAAGACCUUAAGAUAGAGGAGGCACAGAUAGGAUCUAAGGAAGUAAAGAAGCCCCCUGAUGUGGUGAAGGAAUAUCAAACCAAACUGGAGUUUGCACUUAAGUUAGGUUACUCUGAAGAACAGGUUCAACUUGUGCUAAAUAAGCUUGGCACUGAUGCUUUAAUCAACGAUAUUUUGGGAGAACUUGUCAAACUUGGAAAUAAAACUGAGACUGACCAGCCUGUAAAUAAUGUUAACACUAACAUAAUGCGUGAAGCAUCUUCCAUAGAGUCUCAGAGGUCUGAGUCUCCACUUCAGGAGGAUGUGACUGAAGAUGGAGAUAACCUGAGGCCAAUAGUUAUUGAUGGCAGCAAUGUGGCAAUGAGCCAUGGGAACAAAGAAGUAUUUUCUUGUAGAGGAAUAAAAUUGGCAGUAGACUGGUUUUUGGAAAGACGCCACAAAGAUGUUACAGUGUUUGUGCCAGCAUGGAGAAAAGAACAGUCAAGACCUGACGCUCUUAUCACAGAUCAAGAAAUCCUGCGCAAGUUAGAAAAAGAGAAAAUUCUGGUGUUUACACCAUCCCGUCGUGUGCAGGGGAGAAGGGUGGUAUGCUAUGAUGACAGAUUCAUAGUGAAGCUGGCCUUUGAGUCAGAUGGUAUCAUUGUGUCUAAUGAUAACUACAGGGAUCUAGCUAAUGAAAAGCCAGAAUGGAAGAAGUUCAUAGAUGAGCGAUUGUUGAUGUAUUCAUUUGUCAAUGACAAGUUCAUGCCUCCUGAUGAUCCUCUUGGCCGUCAUGGCCCAAGCCUUGACAAUUUUCUAAGGAAGAAACCUAUUGUACCGGAACAUAAGAAGCAACCAUGUCCAUAUGGAAAGAAAUGUACCUAUGGACACAAAUGCAAAUACUACCACCCAGAAAGAGGAAAUCAACCUCAGCGGUCUGUCGCUGAUGAACUUCGAGCCAUGUCUAGAAGCACAGCUGCCAAAGCUGCAAGUGAAGGAGGAUUGGUAAAAAGCAACAGUGUUCCUUGUAGCACUAAGAUUGAUGGCACUUCUGAUCUCAAACGUGCUGCUCCAAAGAGGCAAUCAGAUCCUAGUAUAAGGACUCAAGUCUACCAAGACUUGGAGGAAAAGCUUCCCACCAAAAACAAAUUGGAAACCAGGUCUGUUCCUUCUUUAGUGAGUUUACCGAAUUCUUCAGUUGUAAAACCCCAAAGUACUGCACCUUUAAGCAAUGGCCUUCCAUCCGGGGUUCAUUUCCCACCUCAGGAUCAAAGACCACAGGGACAAUAUCCUCCAAUGAUGAUGGCAACCAAAAAUCAUGGAACGCCAAUGCCUUAUGAGCAGUACCCAAAAUGUGAGUCUCCGGUGGAUGUAGGCUACUACUCUAUGCUGAACGCUUAUUCAAAUCUAAGUAUCUCUGGUCCACGCAGUCCUGAAAGGCGUUUCUCCUUAGACACCGAUUAUAGGAUUAGCUCUGUAGCUUCUGAUUGUAGCAGUGAAGGUAGUAUGAGCUGUGGUAGUAGCGAUUCCUAUGUGGGUUACAAUGAUCGGUCUUAUAUGAGUUCACCUGACCCGCAAUUAGAAGAGAACUUAAAAUGCCAACAUGUGCACCCACAUAGCCGCCUUAAUUCACAGUCCUUCCUGCAAAGUUACCAUGAUCCUUUAACAAGAGUGCAAAGUUACAGUCAUGAAGAACCAAAGCAUCAUCACAAACCACCUACUCCAUACAUGUCUGUACAUCUACAGCAUCCUACAGUUGGUGCUCGUUCUAGUUGCCCUAAUGACUACUCUGCUCUUCAAAGUUUGCAACAUUCAAAGACCAUGCAUCUGGGAAGGGCCCUUGUAUCCACAAGAAUAGAUAGCAUUUCAGACUCACGUUUAUAUGAUAAUUCUCCGUUAAGACAAAGAAAGCCUUAUUCCAGCCAAGAUGGGCUUGGAAGUUGGGAUAGGCAGAGUUAUGGGAUUGAUGCAUACGGCUAUCGUCAGACUUACUCCUUGCCUAGUAACCCCACUCAGCCAUGUUACGAGCAGUUCGCCUUCCAAAGUUUACCUGAGCAGCAAGACCAGACUUGGUGCAUACCUUACUGUGGAAUCCCUCAAGAUCCUCCAAGGUAUCAAGACACACGGGAGAAGGUUUAUAUAAACUUAUGCAACAUCUUCCCUCCUGAUCUUGUGAGAAUUGUUAUGAAAAGGAAUCCUCACAUGACAGAUGCUCAGCAACUUGCUGCAGCCAUUUUAGUGGAAAAAUCCCAGCUAGGUUAUUGAAAGAUGAUGCAUCUUUGUGGUGUCUAGUAGUUUUCAGUUCAGCUCUAAUGCUGAGGGAGGUUUGCUACAAUAGCAUAUGUGAUCUCCUUCUCAGCAAGGAGGUUAUACAGUAAUCCAUUUAUGUGAAAAUACAGUAUCAUGGAAUCUGUAUGUAUAGCCCCAUGCAUUGAAAGUAACAGGUUUGUUUUACAUUCUAACUUGAAAUUUUUAAAUGGUUUUAAGCUAUGUUCAUGACUGAAAUCUUUCCAGUCUAAGUUUAAUAUAUGUGUGUAUAUGUUAUCUGUGGUCUCCAGUAAUAAUCUUUGGUGCAUCAGGGGUUUAUAUGCAGCACUUUCUACCUUUUUGUUACAUGUUUUAUUAACUUACUGGAUGUUUGUCCUUCAGCUGCAAGGCAUUAAAAGAAUCUGCAGAAAAUUGAAAGAAUUUUAAUAGACCUGGCAAACAAUUUUCAAGCCAAGCUUAAUUUGAACUUCAAACAGCAAUUAAUUUAUUAUUAUUUAUUUAUUUUGUGGGCUUCUUUGUGCUAUAAUCAUUUAUUUAUAGAAAACAAAGAUUUACUAUGGCACUGACUUUAUUUUUUAAAUAAAAUAUUAAGUUACCAGUUAAAGUUGAAAUGGGUAACGAUAUAUUAGUAAUUUACAGUAUGGCACUUUUCAUUGCUCUUUUAAUAAUAGUUUUUAAUGAUUUGAUUCCGUUGAUUUAGUAAGAGCAGAUGCAAUCAAAAGUAAAGGAACUCAUUUUCAUUACUUUUUGGAUAAGGCAAAGCCUGGUGGUCUGAUUUGCAAAGAUUCUGAGCAUAUGCAACUUCCUUUGAAUCCAAUAAAAGCUGCAGCUGCUCAGAACUGCCUAAAAUCAGGCCAUGAAUGUUUCAGUUCAGAUGCAUUGUUAUCCAGCUCCUGUGCUUCUGGUCAGUAGAAAUGGAACUGAAAGUUUAGGAUUCCAUUAAAUUGUUUUAUAUUCAUCUUUUUUUUCUUUUUUAUUUGUGCACAGGUAUACUGGAUAAAAUAUGCUUUUUCAUAAAAUAUUACCUGUUUUUAAACAAAUCUAAGUAUUCUCAAUGCAAGUUUUGUAUUUAAGAUACUGUUCAAUUUUCUUGCUAUUUAUUAAGGCUGGCCUGAGAUGGUUUUGUGUGUUGAGGAUAUGCAACAUUUAUUAACUGCACUAUGGUAAUUGUAUUGUAGCUGAAAAUGAUAACUUAAACCUUUUUGUAAGAUACUGUAUAUGUUCUAGAAGUUAGGUUUUGGCCCGUUGUAUUAUGUAGGCCUAAUUCUUGCCACAAAUAGUAUAGCUGUAGAAACAGAUUAAAAUAGUCUGUUCUAGUAUUAGUAAGGGAUAUUUCUGGUUUUAAGUCAUGGGUUUUACUGUUGCUUCAAACUUUUUUUAUACAGGGUUUGCAAUCAUUGACAGAGGGUUGUAUUUACAUGAUGUAGUCAGUUGCCUAUAGUUUUAGGAUUCCAUAUAGAUAACAUCGUUCAGUGUUGUUAAUUCACUGGGUUACAAUAUAAUUGAUGAUAAUUUUGAUACAGUUGCUGCAAUUUAAAGUAAGGCCCUGAAGAACCAGAAAGUACCUAUACUGUUGAUACAAAUUGUAUCUUUUUAACUGAAAACUCUUUUGAUUUGUAGAUCUAGUUAAAACACAAAUGUGUAACUAUAAUUAGACUUUUGGGCAACAUUUUAUCCCUUAUUUAAAAUAAUAGAUUUCAAUCUAGAAUAGAGUUAGACAAAUAAAACUACAGUAAUUUAUUUAGAGAAGUGUCUGUCUCAAUUUUAUAUUUUUAUAAUUCUGUUUUUAAAAAAGCUAUUGGCAUUUUCUUCCUUCUAAAACAUACCUAAUGUGAACUUACUAAAAUAAAGAUAAAAUGCUGCCUGAAAAUUAAUGUCCAAGCACCUUUUGAAUAGGAAAACAUUUUCACUACUUGUGUGACACUGUGUGUUGCAAAAGUAGGAUUAGGGUAUACAGUAAAUGCUUCUAAAAAGCAUUGAGCUUAUAGACGUAUUCAAUAAUCUGAACCAUGUUCAGCAAACUUAAUUCAGGAAGUGUUCUUCUCUACAGCUUUUACGGUUGAUUUUUUGAGGUGGGAUCUGCAUUCAUCUGUCCUUUGUAACACAAUACAGGUGGUGCUGUACAUAAGCUAUCCUGAGUUGUUUAGGGGGAAAACCUGUUCACCUGUGACAAUAUUUUUUCCCUUGAUUUUGUUGGUCACUAUCUGUAGAACAUGUUUUAAUGUAGAGGUUAGUAAAGUGCGACUCUGAGGUUAUAAACAGUA